This is a messenger RNA of Penicillium longicatenatum, 1524 nucleotides long. RefSeq lists its product as uncharacterized. NCBI's taxonomy places the organism in Eukaryota, Fungi, Ascomycota, Eurotiomycetes, Eurotiales, Aspergillaceae. The record is from RefSeq and is a predicted model, not a curated record. The transcript has a single exon. Bases 1 to 1524 code for a protein of 507 amino acids.
AUGAACCGAGGCGCGCCGAUAACCCCCAAAGGGAAAAAUGAAUCAGAGCCAUCACAGACCAAGUCUUCUUCGCAGAGUGCGCUUGAUUCCUUCCUCGCCAAAGCACGCAAUAUUAGAGACUGGGAGGAAAAUACAGCCACCGAGAACCUUUACACGUUUGGGAAGAAGAACGGGGUGUUUAAAAAUGACGAGAAUCAUUUGAUAUGGCAUCUGAUCGAAAAACAAACCGGAAUUUGGAAGAAAUCAGACGAUUCUCGAAGCCAGGACGCUUUUGGGCGAAACCUUCUCUCGUGGAUGCUGCGAACUCCCGAUCUGCUAGAAAUCUUCACCACAUCCUUCAAAACCGAAAGGCGUGGCAAGAAUGACUAUUCUAAGCGAAUGCCGCUUCACUUUGCGAUCGAUAAAUGCAAUCUUGGCUUUAUAGCUUGCUUCAUCGACAUCUAUGCCACGUCCAUCAAGACAGGGGGCAAAGCUUGGGGAUCACUCAAAAAUGCCAGCAUCAUAUUCACUCAGCGCGAGGAGUUGAACAAACAAAACCUUCUGCAAUAUGCGGCAGAGAAGAGAUGUCUUUUGACGUCAGCUUUGGUAAAGAUCUGUCCCCCUGCGGCACUGAUCGAUUCAGACGAGAACGGCUACACUGCUUUCCACACUGCUUUGGCCUGGCCUCCAGGAGCAACACAAGAUAUCACUACCCGCGGCUGGGAUAUCCCCUCAUUUUUCCAUUCCAAAGAUGUGUUCAAUGCUGUCAUAGAUCGAUAUGAUGCAAAUGAUAUUCUUUGUGAAAUUCUGCCCAAGACAAAUAAUGAAGGCUCGUCUGUAUUCCAAGAAGCACCUGUUGAUCAUGUCGACAUUCCCAAGCUGCAAGAGCUCAUUUUUGAGAAACUGAAAGACAUUUCCAAGGUUAGCACGGCGCUUUAUGGAACAGGAAAGGGUAAGUCUUGCAUUGCAGCCAUGCCGCUCUUCACUAACCUGAGUACUGCAGCUAAGGAGCUGUGCCUCGACAUGUCAGACUUCAAUUCACCAUCGCACAACUUUGAGAAAUUUGUGGACAGGCUGAUCGAACUGAACCCGUUGAAGGCUUCAGGAUCUUCGGAGGGUGACCAGUCCCCGGAAGAUUCGAGCUCCCUGGUAUUCGAGACAUCCCUUCUCUUCGUACACCUUCCCGAUCUCAACUACAUCAAGCAGCCGUGCUCACCGGAAGUCUUUCGCAAGUUUUUUCAAUGGCUUAGCAGGCAGGUUGAGAACAUCCGCGAGCUGAAAAUCCUUGAUAGCACAACCAGUCCCCUAAGCGACUGGUUUUUUUGCAAAUUUGUCUCUACCAAGUUUCACAUCAGCAAACUUGACUGGAGGAAGUUGGACAUAGACCUCACCAUUCUUGCAGAAACUGGGGAUUACCUAGAGGAACUUACACUAUACUCCAGCGGUAAUUGGGGCGUUCUCUAUCACUGGACCAGUCUAGACGGUCUUGCUCAGUACCCUAAAGUCUCGUCCCUUUUCAUCCCGUUCGGAUUAUCAGACAACUGA